UUGACAUUUCACUAAAAAGCCAAAAUAAUUUGCGUCGAAUACAUUUUUUGUUUAUUAUAAACAUUUGUUGUAAAAUUUAUAUAAAUUAAAGCUUAAAUUAAAAAAAUUAUGGUUGUUGAAAGUAAAACUACGCAAAAUACCAGUGAAACAAACAAAGAUGAACACAUGAAAGAGUCUGAAGAAUGCGACAACAAAAAAGAAGAAAAAUGUGACAGCAACAAUGCGUUCAAUACUAAAGAAAAUACAAAUAGCAACAACAAUGAAACGGCUGUCCCAAACAAUACAGCCCCAGUGGAAAAAACAAAUGUAAACACCACAGCCGGUCCUAAUCAAGAAAUGGAAAUUAACAUUGGAGAUGUUUAUAUGAUCAAAAGAACGGAUGGUAAUGUUCAUGCGGCACAAAUCAUACAAUCAAGAGAAUGUGAACAGGGCACGAAUCCUCAACAACAAGAAUACUAUGUUCACUAUGUAGGAUUAAAUCGUCGUCUAGAUGAAUGGGUUUCGAGAGAUCGUAUAACAGACUGCACGGAAGCUGAAGGUGGGGGAGCUGCAGCAGCAGGUGGUCCAGAUGUGGCAGACUCUGUGGGAGCCAAAACCAUUAAACAAUUGAGUAAAGAACAGAUAGCAUCAUUGGAAAAUCCCUCUGCCGUAGAGAAUAGUGAUCGCAAAUUAACUAGAAAUCAAAAAAGACGUCAUGAUGAAAUAAAUCAUGUGCAAAAGACAUAUGCUGAAAUGGAUCCCACAACAGCAGCUUUAGAAAAAGAACAUGAGGCCAUUACCAAAGUAAAGUAUAUAGACAAACUACGCAUUGGAAGAUUCGAGAUAGACACUUGGUAUUUUAGCCCCUAUCCGGAUGAAUAUGGGAAAGUAGGCACAUUAUAUGUGUGUGAAUAUUGUUUGAAAUAUAUGCGUUUUCAAAAAACUUAUCGUUACCAUGCCUCUGAAUGUACUCAAAGACAACCACCGGGCAAUGAAAUCUACCGUAAAGGUACUAUAUCCAUAUUUGAGAUUGAUGGCAAGGACCAUAAGUUGUAUUGCCAAAUGUUAUGUCUCAUGGCAAAACUAUUUCUUGAUCACAAAACUUUAUACUACGAUGUGGAACCGUUUUAUUUUUAUGUUUUAUGUGAAAUUGACAAAAAGGGUGCACAUAUAGUGGGUUACUUUUCUAAAGAAAAGGAGUCGCCGGAAAAUAAUAAUGUUGCUUGCAUUUUAAUUUUACCACCCUAUCAACGUAAAGGUUAUGGCAAACUUUUAAUAGCUUUUAGCUACGAAUUGUCAAGACGUGAGGGUGUUGUAGGCAGUCCCGAGAAACCUUUAUCCGAUUUAGGUCGCCUGUCUUACCGCAGCUAUUGGGCCUACACUUUGCUGGAGUUAAUGAAAGAUUGCCGCACUACUACGCAAAGCAUUAAGGAAUUAAGUGAACUUAGCGGUAUUACUCACGACGACAUCAUCUACACAUUACAGUCUAUGAAAAUGGUUAAAUACUGGAAGGGUCAACAUGUUAUUUGUGUAACACCGAAAACUAUUAUGGAACAUUUACAAUUGCCCCAAUUUAAGAGACCAAAAUUGACCGUUGAUCCGGCCUACUUGAGAUGGUGUCCGCCUAAGCGAGCACCCGGCGGAAAAUUUAGCAAAAAAGCUUAAGUUUAGUGUUUAGUAUGAGAAUUUAUUGUUUAAAAUAAAUGAUAUCCCAUUAAAGAAAAAUAA
Molecule: messenger RNA, 1707 nt
Organism: Lucilia cuprina (Australian sheep blowfly)
Lineage: Eukaryota; Metazoa; Arthropoda; Insecta; Diptera; Calliphoridae
Gene: mof
Product: histone acetyltransferase KAT8
Exons: 1
Coding region: 109-1644 (511 amino acids)
Biological process (GO): regulation of DNA-templated transcription
Molecular function (GO): histone acetyltransferase activity
Source: RefSeq, a predicted model, not a curated record